CCGACCACUCUUCUCGGCCUCUCGGCCCUAUGACCCCCCUACUCCAGGGCCUUCGGGAGCGCGCUGUGGCAGCCACGGGCCCGUGACCCCCACCUCCUCUUCCUCCUCCCAGUGGGAGGGUGCGAUGCCUUGCCGUGAGCUCCGCGUGGAGCCAACCUCUUAGGAGCUGCCCGAGGGAGGCUCUCGACUCUCGGGAAGCUGCGGGGCGGAGGUGCCCCUCUCGCUGGGCUCUCCGCUCCCCGCUCUCGGCUCGCCGCUCGCUCCCGAGGAUUCGCGCCGCGCGAUGUCCUCGAAGAUGGCCUCGCAGGGCAGCGCUCUGACGCCCUUCUCCAUCCAGGACAUCCUCACUCGCAAGGACGACGCGCGCGGGCCCGGACCCAGCGACAGGGUGCACGCCAUGCUGGCGGGCAGGGCGUUCAUGCAGCACCUGCAGGACGGUGGCGGCGCCGGGGCAGGCGGGAUCGGGCUGGCGCCUCCCGCGGGGCGCUGCCUCGCCCAGCAGCAGCAGCAGCGGCGGGGGCAGCAGCAGCAGCUGCCGCCGCCGCUGCUGCUGCUGCCCCCGGCGAGGGGCGCGCGCCGCUCCCCGCUCGGGCUCCCCGCAAUCGCCGCGCCGCUGCGCUCCCCCUGCGGCUUCGCGCGGCUCAGCCCCUCGGCGGACGGAGAGAGCGAGGGACGCGGGGGGCUCAGCUCCCCCGAGAGCCACGACGGGGACGAGAGAGCGCGCGCGGGCAGCGGCUGCAGCGCGAGCUGCAUCGCAGAGGACAUCGCGGCGGCGGCGGCCGCCGAGUUCUGCGACAGCGAGCGACUCUGCGGCUCCAUGGACGAGGACGACGACGCCGGCCCCGCCUCCGGGGACAGACUCAGCCCGGGCGCGGAGCCGCCGCUGGCUGAGGGGGCCGCCGUGGUGCUGGGGGGCAGCGCGGGCACGCGGCCCCCCGCGGAUAUGCCGCUGCUCACGCCGCAAGCGAAGCCGCGCAAGAAGCGCUCCCGCGCCGCCUUCUCGCACGCGCAGGUGUUCGAGUUGGAGCGGCGCUUCAACCAGCAGCGCUACCUGUCGGGCCCCGAGCGGGCCGACCUGGCCGCGGCGCUCAAGCUCACGGAGACGCAGGUGAAGAUCUGGUUCCAGAACCGACGCUACAAGACCAAGCGGCGGCAGCUGGGCCUGGGGCCCGCGGGCGCGGCCGAGCUUCACGCCGGAGGAGGUGGUGGAGGUGGUGGAGGUGCCGGUGGAGGAGGCGGUAGCGCCAAGAAGGUGGCGGUGAAGGUGCUGGUGCGAGACGACCAGAGGCUGCAGCAGCAGCAGCACCACCAGCACCACCAGCACCACUACGGCGCGGCGGAGACUCUCGCCUUCCCGCCCUCGCUGGCGCUCUACCAGACUCUGCGUUACUUCCCCGCGCCGUACGCGCUGCAGCCCGCGUGGCCGGCCUCCCUUCUGCAGCCCGCGCUCUUGCGCCGUCAGCCGUCGCCGUGAAGCGCGACGCCGCCUCGGCGCAAUCGCGGACACCUCCCGGUCACUGGCGUCGAAAGAAACAAAAAACAUCGUGAGCGCUCGCGGGCGUGAGCCACCCUGAAUCCCCGAGUCCUCCCCCCCCCCUUCCUCCCCGCACUGCUCAGAGCGGAGGUUUGUCGCGGUUGCUGAUGGACGCUGGGACUCGGUGUUGAGAUUCUGCUCGGAACGGCAGCCUCGCUCCAGGUGCGUGCUUCGUGUUCUGGUGUUGCGGGUAAUGCGCUGACUCAUCGCGUCUCCGGUGUCCUCAAAUAAACAAUUAAACGAGCGGACAAUACGCCUCCUACCCAUAGUCGUCCCACAACAUCACGAAAUAGAGCAUCUCUCUUACGCAUUCCUGAAGCCACGCGGCCCAGUGCUGGGCGGCGUGCAUCAUGUCACGGGGGUUCAAUUGGAACAAACGCCGGGAUCGACGUCGACAUUUGGUGUCUCACCAGCAGUCAAACUUGCUUUAACCAAUGCUGCUGAAUUCAAAACAAUGUCCAAUCCUUAAUCAACCUCGUGCUGGAUGAAGGCCUCUCCCACCCCGCCUGCUGUGUCGGACACGGGUGGUUGUUUGACCAUACUUCGCCACGCUGGUCAGUGUGCUUUUGUCUAGAACCGGCGCUGAUAUCGCUCACCGUGGACCAGAACCGGACUCAGGGGUGCAGGUUCACAGCGCAGCGCGCUAUCUCCUGCACCGCCGCAAAUACCGUUCGCUGAGAUAACAAACAACGCUCUCCGGAUAUCCAUGCAAACGGAUACAGCACUGUAUACACAUACACGCAUCUUUUUUUUUAAGUCUCCCGUCCAAGAUCAGGGCAACACAUAGACGCGUUGAGCGUGCACGCGGAUGACGGUGAGACGGCUCAGGAUCCCUGUCUGUCGGAAACCGACGAGGCGGCGAGCGCGAUGGGGAUGCGCAGCGGGGCUCGCGGACUCGGCAAACUCUCGCGGCGCUGCGGCCGCAGCGCGACCGCGCGUCUCACGCGCCGUGCUCUGUAGGACGCGGACUUCACCCGCGCUCGUGUGUACAUAUUUGAUUCGUGCUUAAAUCGAAAAGCACGUUAUGGUAUAUAUAUAAAAAAACUGUAAUAUAUACGUAAUGUGUAUAGGGCGCCGGUAGGAAUAACGGCGAGGUUCCGAACAUUUCCACAUCGCGUCAGCCACGUCGCCGCGCUUUGCAGCAGUCUCGUUCUGUGCUGCAGCACGGGGGCUGUGUGUGGCCUGCAUCAGUGUGUGGCCUGCAUCAGUGUGUGGCC
This is a messenger RNA of Lethenteron reissneri (Far Eastern brook lamprey), 2751 nucleotides long. Its product is annotated as homeobox protein Nkx-3.2-like. Gene Ontology annotation, molecular function: RNA polymerase II cis-regulatory region sequence-specific DNA binding; DNA-binding transcription factor activity, RNA polymerase II-specific. Gene Ontology annotation, cellular component: nucleus. The record is from RefSeq and is a predicted model, not a curated record. Gene Ontology annotation, biological process: cell differentiation; regulation of transcription by RNA polymerase II. NCBI's taxonomy places the organism in Eukaryota, Metazoa, Chordata, Hyperoartia, Petromyzontiformes, Petromyzontidae.